UAUGAUAUUGAAGACCUUUCUGCAUAGAAAUGAGGGAAGUACAAAGAACCAAAUAUAGUUCUGAACUUUCGGAUCUGUAUUUUGAGAUGAUUUUAUUUUCAGAAUGAGAAGUAUAUCUGGUUAUCUUUAUGAAUGUAGAGACAUGAGAAGAGAGUUAUGAUGGCAAAAAACAAAGAGCCUCGCCCCCCAUCCUAUACGAUCAGUGUAGUUGGACUCUCUGGGACUGAAAAAGACAAAGGUAACUGUGGAGUUGGAAAGUCUUGUUUGUGCAAUAGAUUUGUACGCUCAAAAGCAGAUGAAUAUUACCCAGAGCAUACUUCUGUGCUUAGCACCAUUGACUUUGGAGGACGAGUAGUAAACAAUGAUCACUUUUUGUACUGGGGUGACAUAACACAAAAUGGUGAAGAUGGAGUAGAAUGCAAAAUUCAUGUCAUUGAACAAACAGAGUUCAUUGAUGACCAGACUUUCUUGCCUCAUCGGAGUACGAAUUUGCAACCAUAUAUAAAACGUGCAGCUGCCUCUAAAUUGCAGUCAGCAGAAAAACUAAUGUACAUUUGCACUGAUCAGCUGGGCUUGGAACAAGACUUUGAGCAGAAGCAAAUGCCCGAAGGGAAGCUCAAUGUAGAUGGGUUUUUACUGUGCAUUGAUGUGAGUCAGGGAUGCAAUAGGAAGUUUGAUGAUCAACUUAAAUUUGUGAAUAAUCUUUUUGUCCAACUAUCAAAAUCAAAAAAGCCUGUAAUAAUAGCAGCAACUAAAUGUGAUGAGUGCGUGGAUCAUUAUCUUAGAGAAGUUCAGGCAUUUGCUUCAAACAAAAAGAACCUUCUUGUAGUGGAAACAUCAGCACGAUUUAAUGUCAACAUCGAGACAUGUUUCACUGCACUGGUACAAAUGUUGGAUAAAACUCGUGGCAAACCUAAAAUUAUUCCCUAUCUGGAUGCUUAUAAAACACAGCGACAACUUGUUGUCACAGCAACAGAUAAGUUUGAAAAACUUGUGCAGACUGUGAGAGAUUAUCAUGCAACUUGGAAAACUGUUAGUAAUAAAUUAAAAAAUCAUCCUGAUUAUGAAGAAUACAUCAACUUAGAGGGAACAAGAAAGGCCAGAAAUACAUUCUCAAAACAUAUAGAACAACUUAAACAAGAACACAUAAGAAAAAGGAGAGAAGAAUAUAUAAAUACUUUACCAAGAGCUUUUAAUACUCUUUUGCCAAACUUAGAAGAGAUUGAACAUUUGAAUUGGUCAGAAGCUUUGAAGUUAUUGGAAAAGAGAGCAGACUUUCAGUUAUGUUUUGUGGUGCUAGAAAAAACACCUUGGGAUGAAACUGACCAUAUAGACAAAAUUAAUGAUAGACGAAUCCCAUUUGACCUCCUGAGCACUUUAGAAGCUGAGAAAGUCUAUCAGAACCAUGUACAACAUCUAAUAUCAGAGAAAAGAAGGGUAGAAAUGAAGGAAAAAUUCAAAAAGACUUUGGAAAAAAUUCAGUUCAUUUCACCUGGGCAGCCGUGGGAAGAAGUUAUGUGCUUUGUUAUGGAGGAUGAAGCCUUCAAGUACAUCACAGAGGCUGAUAGCAAAGAGGUGUAUGGUAGGCAUCAGCGAGAAAUAGUUGAAAAAGCCAAAGAAGAGUUUCAGGAAAUGCUUUUUGAGCACUCUGAACUUUUUUAUGAUUUAGAUCUUAAUGCAACACCUAGUUCAGAUAAAAUGAGUGAAAUUCAUACAGUUUUGAGUGAAGAACCUAGAUAUAAAGCUUUACAGAAACUUGCACCUGAUAGGGAAUCUCUUCUACUUAAGCACAUAGGGUUUGUUUAUCACCCCACUAAAGAAACCUGUCUUAGUGGCCAAAAUUGUACAGACAUUAAAGUAGAGCAAUUACUUGCCAGUAGUCUUUUGCAGUUGGAUCAUGGCCGCUUACGGUUGUAUCAUGAUAGUACCAAUAUAGAUAAAGUUAACCUUUUCAUUUUAGGGAAGGAUGGCCUUGCCCAAGAACUAGCAAAUGAGAUAAGAACACAAUCCACUGAUGAUGAGUAUGCCUUAGAUGGAAAAAUUUAUGAACUUGAUCUUCGGCCAGUUGAUGCCAAGUCGCCUUACUUCUUAAGUCAAUUGUGGACUGCUGCCUUUAAACCACAUGGGUGCUUCUGUGUAUUUAAUUCCAUUGAGUCACUGAAUUUUAUUGGGGAAUUUAUUGGAAAAAUAAGAACUGAAGCUUCUCAGAUCAGAAAAGAUAAAUACAUGGCAAAUCUUCCAUUUACAUUAAUUCUGGCUAAUCAGCGAGAUUCCAUGAGUAAGAAUCUACCAAUUCUCAGGCACCAAGGGCAACAGUUGGCAAACAAGUUACAAUGUCCUUUUGUAGAUGUACCUCCUGGUACAUAUCCUCGUAAAUUUAAUGAAACCCAAAUAAAGCAAGCUCUAAGAGGAGUAUUAGAAUCAGUUAAGCAUAAUUUAGAUGUGGUGAGCCCAGUUCCCACCAGUAAGGAUGUAUCAGAAGCUGACUUGAGAAUUGUCAUGUGUGCCAUGUGUGGUGAUCCCUUUAGUGUGGAUCUUAUUCUUUCACCCUUCCUUGAUUCUCAUUCUUGUAGUGCUGCUCAAGCUGGACAGAAUAAUUCCCUAAUGCUUGAUAAAAUCAUUGGUGAAAAAAGGAGGCGAAUACAGAUCACAAUAUUAUCAUACCAUUCUUCAAUUGGGGUAAGGAAAGAUGAACUAGUUCAUGGGUAUAUAUUAGUUUAUUCUGCCAAACGGAAAGCGUCAAUGGGAAUGCUUCGAGCAUUUCUAUCAGAAGUUCAAGACACCAUUCCUGUACAGCUGGUGGCAGUUACUGACAGCCAAGCAGAUUUUUUUGAAAAUGAGGCUAUCAAGGAGUUAAUGACUGAAGGAGAACACAUUGCAACUGAGAUCACUGCUAAGUUUACAGCACUGUAUUCUUUAUCUCAAUAUCAUCGACAAACUGAGGUCUUUACACUGUUUUUCAGUGAUGUUCUAGAGAAAAAAAAUAUGAUAGAAAAUUCCUAUUUAUCUGAUAAUACAAGGGAAUCAACCCAUCAAAGUGAGGAUGUUUUUCUACCAUCUCCCAGAGACUGUUUCCCCUAUAACAACUACCCUGAUUCAGAUGAUGAUACAGAAGCACCACCUCCUUAUAGUCCGAUUGGGGAUGAUGUACAGUUGCUUCCAACACCUAGUGACCGUUCCAGAUACAGAUUAGAUUUAGAAGGAAAUGAAUAUCCUAUUCAUAGCACCCCAAACUGUCAUGACCAUGAACGCAACCAUAAAGUGCCUCCACCUAUUAAACCUAAACCAGUUGUACCUAAGACAAAUGUGAAAAAACUGGAUCCAAACCUCUUAAAAACAAUUGAAGCUGGUAUUGGUAAAAAUCCAAGAAAACAGACUUCUCGGGUACCUUUGGCACAUCCUGAAGAUAUGGAUCCUUCAGAUAACUAUGCGGAACCCAUUGACACAAUUUUCAAACAGAAGGGCUAUUCUGAUGAGAUCUAUGUUGUCCCAGAUGAUAGUCAGACUCGCAUUAUUAAAAUUCGAAAUUCAUUUGUAAAUAACACCCAAGGAGAUGAAGAAAAUGGAUUUUCUGAUAGAACCUCAAAAAGUCAUGGGGAAAGGAGGCCUUCAAAAUACAAAUAUAAAUCUAAAACCCUGUUUAGUAAAGCCAAGUCGUACUAUAGAAGAACACAUUCAGAUGCAAGUGAUGAUGAGGCUUUCACCACUUCUAAAACAAAAAGAAAAGGAAGACAUCGUGGAAGUGAAGAAGAUCCACUUCUUUCUCCUGUUGAAACUUGGAAAGGUGGUAUUGAUAAUCCUGCAAUCACUUCAGACCAGGAAUUAGAUGAUAAGAAAAUGAAGAAGAAAACCCACAAAGUAAAAGAAGAUAAAAAGCAGAAAAAGAAAACUAAGAACUUCAAUCCACCAACACGUAGAAAUUGGGAGAGUAAUUACUUUGGGAUGCCCCUCCAGGAUCUGGUGACAGCUGAGAAGCCCAUACCACUAUUUGUUGAAAAAUGUGUGGAAUUUAUUGAAGAUACAGGAUUAUGUACUGAAGGACUUUACCGUGUUAGUGGGAACAAAACUGAUCAAGACAAUAUUCAAAAGCAGUUUGAUCAAGAUCAUAAUAUCAGUCUCGUAUCAAUGGAAGUAACAGUAAAUGCUGUAGCUGGAGCUCUUAAAGCUUUCUUUGCAGAUCUGCCAGACCCGUUAAUUCCAUAUUCUCUUCAUCCAGAGCUAUUGGAAGCAGCAAAAAUCCCAGAUAAAACAGAACGUCUUCAUGCAUUGAAAGAAAUUGUUAAGAAAUUUCAUCCUGUAAACUAUGAUGUAUUCAGAUAUGUAAUAACACAUCUAAACAGGGUUAGCCAGCAAAACAAAAUCAACCUAAUGACAGCAGACAACUUAUCCAUCUGUUUUUGGCCAACCUUGAUGAGACCCGAUUUUGAAAAUCGAGAGUUUCUGUCUACUACUAAGAUCCAUCAGUCUGUUGUUGAAACAUUCAUUCAGCAGUGUCAGUUUUUCUUUUAUAAUGGAGAAAUUGUGGAAACUGUGAACACUGUGGCUCCUCCACCACCUUCAAACCCAGGACAGUUGGUGGAACCAAUGGUACCGCUUCAGUUGCCACCACCUUUGCAACCUCAGCUGAUUCAACCACAGUUACAGACAGAUCCUCUUGGUAUUAUAUAA
Puma concolor (puma) is the source of this 4668-nucleotide messenger RNA. NCBI's taxonomy places the organism in Eukaryota, Metazoa, Chordata, Mammalia, Carnivora, Felidae. The record is from RefSeq and is a predicted model, not a curated record.